Molecule: messenger RNA, 1608 nt
Organism: Hemisphaericaspora subhashii
Lineage: Eukaryota; Fungi; Ascomycota; Pichiomycetes; Serinales; Debaryomycetaceae
Exons: 4
Coding region: 1-1608 (535 amino acids)
Source: RefSeq, a predicted model, not a curated record
AUGGUCAAAGAUGAAGUUAUUCAAAUAGGAGGAGUGUUUAAAGAAUCGCAUGUUUCCAUUGCAGGUCUGUUAUCUCUUCUUGACGUUAGCUUGGUGGAGAUCCAGGAACUAAAUAACUUGAAUAAAUUUUACUAUAUGGGAGGACCAGAACCCAAUGAACGUCGUCUUGACAUAUCAGGAGGUCAGAAUGAUGGAUUAAUAUACAUUGAUUGUUCCUUACAGAACGAAAAUUCUAGCGUAUCCCUUUCUUUGCAAAAGAAUAAAGGUAACUUGACUGUUCAACACGUUCAAAAUAUGGAUAUUAACACUGAAAACGAAGGAGAAAUUUAUCUUAUGCUGAUUAGUUCCCAAGCCAAUGGCUUUUUUAAAAAUAACAAUACAGUUUGUAUACUUGGAACCAAAUUUGCUGUGCAAGAUGUAGGCUCCGGUGAAGGUUGUUUUGGUAUUCAAACGGGGAUAUUGACGAUUAACAAACAAAUAAACUCUUGGAUUUGUUUAUAUGAUAGCUCAAUACUACGUGUAAAUACGUCUCUGUAUAAGGAACAAUCAAUAAUCAAACUUGCUGGUUUUGGUGCUAUAUGGAUUGAAAUCUUUCAUUCCAUUUCGAGUACUGACUCGGAAGACAGUAAGUUGGAACCCAUUGGAUACAGAGAAAACCGCUAUUACGAUGUAAAUGUUCCAGGAUCCAAAGAACCAAUGGUCUUCGAUAUUGGGCCGGGAUUAGUAGAUUUCAAAUAUUAUCGUGCAGAGAAGGAUCUGUUUCAUUAUCUUCAGAUUGAUGCUAGAGGAAAGGGAAAUAAAUGUCCAUGUUUAUGUACCCACGCACCUGUAGUUAAAAUUCCAGGUGCGAAACCAAUUGUGAGUUCCGCCACUAUUACGUGGUUUGGUGAUACAAAAAUUCUGUAUACUACAUUCAUUGAUACUAAACCGACAACAAUCACAAAUAUACUCGAUUGCCCACAUACCACAGACAGUUGUAAAACUAUAAUUUCAAGUGAAAGUGCCUUCAAGAAUCAUACGAUUACUAUCCCAACACUUGCAACUGACCUAAUUGAUUCGGAUCCCACGUCGGAGACUACGGAAACUAGAACCUCCAAUGAGGGUGCGGCUAGAGAAAACAUAAAUACUCUCGAACGGAAUUUUGAACCCCUAGAUUACAGAAAAGAUCGCUAUUUGGAUGUACAUGUGCCGCAGUUCGAUGAACCUUUAAUCUUUGAUAUCGGACCCGGAUACGAAAGACUGUCUUUCAGGUUUGCGUUUGCUGAGUCUGAGCUUUAUGAGGAUAUGCUUAUAAUUUCUCAUCAACUAACUGGACCUGAUAUUGGGAAUGAAUGCCCAUGUUCAUGUUCCAGUCUCCCUCCAGUGAAAGUUCCAGGCAUUGAACCAAUUCUAGUUACUACCACUAUUUCAGCGAAUUCAACUACAACAACAAAGAAUAUUACAGCCAUAAAUACGAGCCCGACAACAAUCACGAAUGUGAUUAGCUCCAAGACUACCACAGAUACAACCACAACCAAGACUUCAAAUGAUGGUAUUGCCAGAGAGAGCACUAACAAGUCCUUAUUCACCGUUGCAACUAUUAUAAUGUCAUUUCUCUUGAUUAUUUAG